AAAAUUUAACCCGACCCGAAUAACAUUAAACCCCCAAAACUCACAUAGGGUUUUGCCUCAGUUCAAUUUCUCACCUGCUGCUCGUCUCUUCAAUGGGUGCCAAGAACAAAGAUAAGAAACUGAAAGGGGAAGUUCAAGUAGAAAAGAGCGCCACUAUGGGGAAGAAAGAAGCUAAAGAACAUAUCGGAACAUUAAAAAAACUUCAAGAGAAGGAUCCGGAGUUCUAUGAAUUCUUGAAAGAACAUGACAAUGAGCUAUUGGAAUUCGACGAAGAGGACUUGGAUGAUAAUGUUCCAACUCACAUGGAGGAGGAAGAAGCAGAAGAAGAAGAAGAAGAAGAAGAAGAAGAAACUGAUGUCGAUAAUGCUGAGCACAGCGAUGGUGAAGCUGCAAAGGAAGAAGAGCCAUCGAAACACGUGAUAACCAGUGCUAUGGUCGAUUCGUGGUGUGAUGCAAUCCAUAGCGGGGCGAAAAUUGGUGGGGUCCGUUCUAUAUUGAGAGCUUUUCGCAGUGCUUGCCAUUAUGGAGACGACAGUGAAGGUGACCCGACGGCUAAGUUCAGUACCAUGUCCAGUGUUGUCUUCAAUAAAAUUAUGGUGUUUGUUUUGAAUGAAAUGGAUGGGAUUCUCCGGGGGUUGUUGAAACUACCCCCUUCUGGUGGGAAGAAGGAGAUGGUUAUGGAUCUGACGAAUACAAGACCGUGGAAGAAUUACAACCAUCUGGUGAAAUCGUAUCUUGGAAACGCUCUGCAUGUUCUGAAUCAAAUGACGGACAAUGAAAUGAUUGCGUUCAUGUUAAGGCGCCUGCAAUACUCGACCGUGUUUUUGGCUGCUUUUCCGGCUCUCUUAAGGAAGUAUGUUAAGGUUGCUCUUCACUUCUGGGGUACAGGUAGCGGUGCAUUACCGGUUGUCUCUUUUCUAUUUAUACGAGACUCUUGCAUACGACUCGGUUCUGACUGCCUCGAUGACUGCAUCAAAGGCAUGUACAAGGCCUACGUGUUGAAUUGCCACUUCAUUAAUUCGACAAAACUGCAGCACAUCCAAUUCCUCAGUAAUUGCUUUACCGAACUUCUAGGGGUGGAUGUUCCAUCUGCAUAUCAACAUGCAUUUGUUUACAUCCGCCAAUUAGCUAUGAUAUUGAAGGAAACACUUUCUUCUCCCAACAAAAAUAAGAAUCCUAAAAACAAAGGGAAGGACGAAUCUUCCGGUUCAAAAAAGGACAAGGGGAAAGCCGCACCUUCCAAUUCUUCGAAAAAGGAAACGUUUAGAAAGGUUUAUCAGUGGAAGUUUAUAAACUGCUUGGAGCUGUGGACUAGAGUUGUUUGUGCUUACAGCUCGGAAGCUGAUUUAAGGCCCCUUGCUUAUCCGUUGACUCAGAUUAUUACUGGAGUAGCUCGUCUAGUCCCCUCUGCAUGUCAUUUCCCACUCAGAUUUCGUUGCGUGAGAAUGCUAAACCGCAUCAGUGCUUCAACCGGUACAUUCAUACCGGUUUCGUUGAUUCUCUUGGACAUGUUAGAGAUAAAAGAACUCCGUAAGCCUCCCACGGGAGGAAUAGGCAAAGCUGUCGACUUAUUUUCGACCCUCAAGGUUAGCAAAGCUGUACUGAAAACUCGAGCAUUUCAAGAGGCUUGUGUGUCAUCUGUGGUUGAGGAACUCGCCGAACAUCUCUCUCAGUGGAGUUACUCUGUUGCUUUCUUGGAGUUGUCUUUUGUUCCUAGUGUUCGGUUAAGGAAUUUCGUUAAAUCCACCAAGGUUGAUAGGUUUCGCAGAGAAAUGAGGCACUUCAUCCGUCAGAUUGAAGCGAAUUCGGAUUUUGUGAAUAAGAAGCGGACGACAAUUUCUUUCUUGCCAAAUGAUCCAGCAGCUACAUCUUUUCUCGAGGAUGAGAAAAACUCGGGGACGAGCCCUCUGUCGCAAUAUGUUGCCACUCUACGCCAGAAAGCACAAGAAAGAAACAACGCAUUGACAGAAUCCAGUGUGCUUAUCGGAGACGGCUCGUCAAAAUAUAGAAAUAAGACAACAUCGGAUGAUGAAUCUGACGAUUCUGAAAAUGAACAGCCGGCUCCUCAUUUUACGCUACCAGAACCCGACUCCAAGAAUAAGCAACAGAAAAGUAGCAAAAAGAAGAAUACCGAACCCAAGGAAGAGAGAAUAGCUAUGGACGAAGAUAUUAUAGAGGACUUUGUUCUGAGCUCCGACGAAGACGAAGAUAUAAACGAUAUUCUUGGCGAAGAAGAAGGCAGUGAUUUUGAGGAAGCGGCCCCACAAAAGAGCACCAAGAAACGGAAACACCCUAAGCAGAAUGCAAAGGGUGGAAAUAAAAAAUCGAAGAAGAGGAAGAGGGCAAACGGCAAAUCACAGUAAGCUUUUUUUUUUUUUUUUUUUUUUCUCAAUAUUGAAUGAGCCAAUUUUGUGAUCUUAUUGAACCUGUAUGAAAUUAUUCAUGAUACAAAAAAGAUGGAUGAAAUUUAGACUGAACUUGUUAAGGUUUACAGAUAGACCAAUCAUUAAAUUUGGGAUUUUAAUUUGAGAAUUUGGUCGGUGUAUGUAUUUGAUAUAAUGUUGUUUGAAUUUGACAAUUUUAUUUAGGUUUUUUAAUGUUUGAGGUUGGACCACUCGAUCAAA
This is a messenger RNA of Erythranthe guttata (spotted monkey flower), 2624 nucleotides long. RefSeq names its product Noc2p family. The record is from RefSeq and is a predicted model, not a curated record. Gene Ontology annotation, biological process: ribosomal large subunit biogenesis. Lineage: Eukaryota; Viridiplantae; Streptophyta; Magnoliopsida; Lamiales; Phrymaceae. Gene Ontology annotation, cellular component: nucleoplasm; Noc1p-Noc2p complex; nucleolus.